CACAAGCAUGGCACUCCUGCUCUCCCCAUUUCCCUUUCUUCUCCUUGUUCUCGCGCUGCUGUCUGCACUUCUUCUCGCAGGUCGGAAGGCAAGAGGUAGCACCGCUGCCUGGAAGCUCCCUCCGGGCCCGGCCAAGCUCCCCCUGAUCGGCAACCUCCACAGCUUGGGGAGCAAGGUGCUGCACCAGUCCCUGUGGGAACUCUCCAAGAAACACGGCCCUCUCGUGCACCUGAAACUUGGACGAGUCCCUGUUGUCGUCGUGUCGUCGCCGGAGCUGGCCAAGGAAGUCCUCAAGACACAUGACCAUGAGUGCUGCACCCGGCCUUCUCACAUCUCCACCGAUAAGUUUUCAUACGGUCGCUCCGACAUAGCCUUGAUGCCGUACGGAGACCGAUGGAGGCAGCUUCGGAAGUUUUGCACCGUCGAGUUCUUCAGCGCCAAGAAGAUCAACUCUUUUAAGGGCGUCAGAGAACAAGAGACGGAGCGAACGGUGAAGCUGAUAUGUUUUCACGCUCGCCAGUCGCUCGUCGUCAACCUGAGUGAGCUGUUGCUCUCACUUUCCUGCAAUAUCACUUGUAGAACUGCCUUCGGCAGUCGCAUCGACGACGGAGGCGAUAUCCAUGACAUACUCAGAGAAGCUCAGGCGUUGUUGACCGCCUUCUUUGUGUCUGAUUACUUUCCACUGCUCGGGUGGGUUGAUGCGCUAAGGGGGAUGAAAGCCAGGCUCAAUAGGAUCUUUCUUAGGUUUGAUGGCAUCUACCAACGAGUUAUCGAUGACCAUAUUGAUCGAAUGAAGCAACAACGUAACGGUGAUGAAGACAUCUUGGAAGCUUUGCUCCGCAUGCAAAAGGCUGGGGAGGAUAUAACAGAAGACACCAUCAAAGGACUGCUCACGGAUAUUUUCAUUGGUGGGACUGACACAUCCUCAGCAGCCGUGGUGUGGGCGAUGGCGGAACUCAUCAGGCAACCGGAGAUGAUGAAGAGAACACAGGACGAGGUAAGAGGAUGCGUUGGAAGCAAAGGAAAGGUGGAGGAGAGUGAUCUUCACCAACUUCACUACCUUAAGUGUGUGAUCAAGGAGACGAUGAGACUGCACCCUCCGGCUCCGCUGAUGCUUCCGAGGGAAACGAUGCAGACUAUAGAACUAAAUGGAUGCAUUAUUCCACCCAAAACCAUAAUUUACGUGAAUGCGUGGGCGAUAGGAAGGGAUCCAAAUUCGUGGGAGAGGCCUGAUAUCUUCAAUCCGGAGAGGUUCAUGCAUGGCUCUUCCGACACGAAGGGGCAAGACUUCAAGUUCAUACCAUUUGGCGAAGGUCGAAGGAUGUGCCCUGGUAAGAAUCUUGGAAUGUUAGUGGUGGAGCUCGUGCUUGCGAACCUCCUCUACUCCUUCAACUGGCAUUUACCACUUGGACUCACGAAAGAGGACGUUGACAUGGAGGAAGCACCCGGUAUUACUGUGCAUAGGAAGUCUGCGCUCUGUCUCAUGGCCACGGAAUAUGAAGGAAAAGAGGACUAAUUUACGUAUAUUCACUGUCUAGGUGAUCAGAGAUAAUAUGCUUUUGUGGAGGGUCUUGGUGUAAGAUUGCAUUG
Molecule: messenger RNA, 1590 nt
Organism: Musa acuminata AAA Group (dessert banana)
Lineage: Eukaryota; Viridiplantae; Streptophyta; Magnoliopsida; Zingiberales; Musaceae
Product: cytochrome P450 71A1
Exons: 2
Coding region: 8-1516 (502 amino acids)
Molecular function (GO): heme binding; iron ion binding; oxidoreductase activity, acting on paired donors, with incorporation or reduction of molecular oxygen
Source: RefSeq, a predicted model, not a curated record